This is a messenger RNA of Heterotrigona itama, 669 nucleotides long. The record is from the annotation of a GenBank genome assembly. Lineage: Eukaryota; Metazoa; Arthropoda; Insecta; Hymenoptera; Apidae.
GACACAGCGGUUGCACACGUCGCGAGAUCAACGCUGGAAAAUGCCGUCCGCCAGAAGAUACGACGAGAGCCAACGGAAGUUGAUAUCGCCGGCUACCUCUCGGGCUCGCUCGAGGGGGAAUUAGCCCUUCCCUCCUCUAGUCGCGUGACCUUUUGGUUUAAACGGUUAGGGAACCGUUGGAUGUGGAGCGAGGUUCGUAACGAACUCUCACUGGAGUGCCUGGCACGCGGCGGUCGGAGAGUGAUCAUACCUCUGGCCGCCAAGCGGCAAGUCAUUGGCUGUCUGAGGGCCGCAGUCUCAGAACACCACAUGUCCGUGCUUCUUAGGAAGCCAGACCAGGGGAAGGUCUUCGACGCGACCUCCCGCAUGGAGCGAGCAAUCGCUUCAUGCGGACAGCUUUACACUCUACACUCAGCCUUCAUAAACAAUAGACUCAACUCCCUCGAGUUAACGCCCCGCAAUCCGCCGGCAUCCUCAUUCUUAUUACUGCUCAAGUGCCGCCCUAUCACGGCGACAAUGACACUGGCACCUAGUGCCAUAGGAAAGCUGCGCAACAGUGUAAAAGGGUGGCGUAUUGCAGGGCCGAGAAAUCUCGUGCCGAGCCCUGCAAUUGUCAAAUUAUUUUUUUUAUGUACUUGCCCUAUGGGCAGCACGGAAUGCGCCUCAUUG